This is a messenger RNA of Anopheles arabiensis, 521 nucleotides long. Its product is annotated as protein transport protein Sec61 subunit gamma. Gene Ontology annotation, biological process: post-translational protein targeting to membrane, translocation; protein targeting. The record is from RefSeq and is a predicted model, not a curated record. Gene Ontology annotation, molecular function: transmembrane protein transporter activity. The transcript is spliced from 2 exons. NCBI's taxonomy places the organism in Eukaryota, Metazoa, Arthropoda, Insecta, Diptera, Culicidae. Bases 202 to 408 code for a protein of 68 amino acids. Gene Ontology annotation, cellular component: membrane; Ssh1 translocon complex.
GUUGUCUGCUUUUCUUGCCCUUCGCAUCCGACGUGGAAUCAAAACGGGACGCACGGCGAGAGAGAAAAAAAAGAACACAAACCACAGCCAAGAUUGUUGAAACGCGUACAUACGCCUCUCAUUGCGUCUUUGAAUUCUGCUUGCGCUACACCACCACGUUACUGAAAACAUCUCAAACCCCGUAAAAGAGUCAACAAAAAAAUGGAUCAACUGACGAAAUUCUACGAACCCGGCCGCUCGUUCGCCAAGGACUCGAUCCGACUGAUCAAGCGCUGCACCAAGCCGGACCGCCGGGAGUUCCAGAAGAUUGCCAUCGCCACCGCUAUCGGAUUCUGCAUCAUGGGAUUCAUCGGUUUCUUCGUGAAACUGAUACACAUCCCGAUCAAUAACAUCAUCGUCGGAUCAUAAGCAGUGCGUGCGUGUCCGUGUGUGUGUGUGUGUGCCUGUGGCCGUUUCCUUUUUUCCCCUGUCUACGCAUCAUUUCUUCUGUCCAGGCGAGCAAAUCGGAGGCAUCGGUCCCC